This is a messenger RNA of Corapipo altera (White-ruffed manakin), 954 nucleotides long. Its product is annotated as DBF4-type zinc finger-containing protein 2 homolog. The transcript has a single exon. The coding region runs from base 1 to 954 and encodes 317 amino acids. Lineage: Eukaryota; Metazoa; Chordata; Aves; Passeriformes; Pipridae. The record is from RefSeq and is a predicted model, not a curated record.
AUGCACUGCUACGGGGAGAGGUACAAACCCCUGUACCUGCCGGGGCCAGGCUACGGCACCGAGACCGUCCAGCCGUGCCCGGCGCGGGCCGACGGCUGCGGUGGCUCCUGCCACCCCCUGAGCAUCAUCAAGGGCCCGGCGCCCCGCUGGCAGAGCUACCCCCAGCCCCUCACCUACGUGUGCCCCCAGCCCGCCGUGAGCCAGCCCUCGCUGCUGUCGUGCCAGCCCUACGUGCAGAAGUGCCUGCUGCUGUACUCCGAGCCCUGCGAGACCACCCGGCUGCUGCCCAGCGUCAGGUUCAGCCCCGGGCAGAGCUGCCAGCCCUGCGAGACCGCCCGGCCCGACAAGAAACGGGUGGCCAAGAGCCUCCCCCCGUGUGCCCCGCGGUGCCCGGAGCCGGGCACGCUGCGGUUCCCCCCGUGCGGGAUCAGGUACUCGGCGUCGUGCCGGGCCGGGGGAAGGUCCCCCCGCCUGGCCAAGAGCUCCUCGCGCUGGUUCGGCCCCGACCUGCGGCCCCCCGGGCUCCCCGGCGGCUACUCCCUGCCCCUGGGGGGGGUCACCGAGUGCCCCCCGCAGCCCUGCAUCGCCCACUCCCGCCCGCAGGAGUACGCGGGGGGGUUCCCCCAGCACAAGUGCACCAAGGGCUACCCCACCCAGGAGUGCGCGCCCACCCCCUCGGCCGAGCAGCGCCUGGCCAAGAGCCCCCCCGAGCCGCGGGCCACCAAGUGUCCCCCCGGGAAGGGGGUCAAGGAGUGUCCGGCGCAGAAAACGGCCGCCAAAAGCUCGGGGCCACAAGAGGGAGUGAAGGCCAAGGGCUCCUCCGCGCAGCACCUGAGCAAGAGCCGGUGCCUGUACCCGCGGGCCCCCCAUCGCCCCGGGCACCACCACCCCGCGGGGGCAAAGCGCCCCAGCCACCCCAAAAAGAGCCGCUGCGCUUCCAAGUGGAUCUGGUGA